UCUCUCGACUUAGCUCCUCCCUCGAUUAUUCAGACUGAAUACGUUUGGCGCUGUUGCUGAAGACGGAGUUAGUUACUGCUGGACUGGACUGGGACGCGAGUGUAAGCGGGUUGUGUCUUUUGGAGAAAGUCUGUGGAUGUAAACAAGCGUAAUUUCUGGUUUUAUUUCUAAAGCAAUUCAAAUAUGGACAUUCUCUGGAGGUAAGCUGGCACUAUUGGGGGAAUAAUUAAGACACUUGAUUAAAAAAAACGGAACCGUUUUCUUAUGCUACAAGUCAAAUAGUUGCACAGUUGUACCGCUACAUACUGCUGUUCCGCGGGUAGAGUGUUCACGGGUUGACUGGCUAGCCUUCCAAGGGAGUUAGCUGGCUAGCUAGGCGCUUAGUGUUUUGGAGCGUUUGCUCUCUACUUUCUCCUAACCAUGGCUUCAGCGGUAAGAGCGAGAGCAUUGUAUGACUUUAAUUCAGAAAACCCUGGGGAGAUAUCAGUGCGGGAGAAUGAAAUCAUAUUUUUGCACAGUGAACAAGACAUUGAGGGAUGGUUGGAGGGCUCGAACAGCAAAGGGGAAAGGGGUCUCGUCCCCGCGUCCUAUGUAGAAAUGAUCAAAAACGACACGGCCACGUCAUACAACAACAGCACAUCUGGAGAUGCAUACCAAGGCUCUCGUUAUUCCAACGUUCCCUCAGGUGGGUCUGACGCGUCCUACAAACCCAACAACCAAGUCGAAAACUUUCCACCGCCCCCCCCAGCUUUGUCAAAUUUAUCUGCUCCAGCUCAGCAGCACACCUAUCAGGCAAGCCAGGGUAGCGACGACGACUGGGAUGAUGACUGGGAUGACAGCUCAACCGUGGCUGAUGAGCCAGGUGGUGUCAGUGGACGUUAUCGUGAUUUUGACGCCAAUGGACCCUCCACGUACAGCAUAUCCACAUCGUCCAGGGGAGGAAACGCACAGCAAGCAAAGAGCUCUGCCACCGUCAGCAGAAACCUGAACAGGUUUUCGACGUUUGUGAAGUCUGGAGGCGAGGCUUUUGUGCUGGGGGAAGCGUCUGGCUUCGUGAAAGAUGGAGACAAGAUAUGCGUAACAAUGGGACAGUAUGGCCCAGAGUGGCAAGAGAACCCCUACCCCUUUAGCUGCACAAUUGAUGACCCAACAAAGCAAACCAAAUUCAAGGGCAUGAAGAGUUACAUUGCCUAUAAACUGACCCCCACUCACACACAGAACCAAGUGAGCAGGAGAUAUAAGCAUUUUGACUGGCUCUACGCCAGACUGGUGGAGAAGUUCCCUGUCAUCUCAGUCCCUCACAUCCCAGAGAAACAGGCCACCGGGCGCUUCGAGGAGGACUUCAUCUCCAAGAGGCGGAAAGGCCUCAUAUGGUGGAUGAACCACAUGACCAGUCACCCAGUGCUGUCCAAGUGCGACGUCUUCCAGCAUUUCCUCUCCUGCACCGAUGAAAAGGCCUGGAAGCAGGGGAAGCGGAAGGCUGAGAAAGACGAGAUGGUGGGAGCCAACUUCUUCCUGACCAUCAGCACCUUGGCGGCCCCACUGGACCUGCAGGAGGUGGAGAGCAAGGCCGAUGGCUUCAAGGUGUUCACCAAAAAGAUGGACGACAGUGUGCUCCACGUCAAUGCCACCCUCAACGAGUUCGCCCGCAAGCAGAUAGCAGGGUUCAAGAAAGAAUAUCAGAAAGUGGGACUGUCAUUUAAAUCACUGAGUCAAGCAUUUGAACUUGACCAACAGACAUACUCAGUGGGGCUGAACCAAGCCAUUGCCUACACAGGUGAGGCUUAUGAAGCAGUUGGAGACUACUUUGCAGAGCAGCCAAAACUCGAUGUGGACCCAGUGAUGGAUUUGUUAGCACUCUACCAGGGACACCUGGCCAACUAUCCUGACAUCAUUCAUGUUCAGAAAGGCGCGCUGACGAAGGUGAAGGACAGCCAGAAACACGUGGAGGAGGGCAAGAUGGAGGGGUCGCAGGCGGAGGGCGUGCGGGACCGCUGCAACAUCAUCUCCUUCGCCACCAUGGCCGAGAUCCAGCACUUCCACCACAUCCGCGUGCGCGACUUCAAGGCCCAGAUGCAGCACUACCUGCGUGAGCAGAUCGGCUUCUUCCAGAAGAUUACCAGCAAGCUGGAGGACGCCCUGCACAUGUACGACAAGGCUUAAGGCCACCGGAUGAGACCCCCAACACACUCCUCCUGCAACACCCCCUAACCCACCUCUAUCUGUGACCUUGUGACAUCUUGCUGCUGUUGUUGUCCAGGGAUGGACCUCGUGGACCACUCCAUGUUUGUAUUAAAGCCCAGCCAGCUAAGGCGAGAGAGGGAGAGAGCAAGCAUGUUAGCCAGCUAGCUCCAUUCAGCAGCAAUACAAUGGACGGAACCAUGAGGACUUGGUGAACACUUCCAUCCCCUGAUUGCAAGGCACAUUCCAGAGAGGGAGAAAGGGAGAGAAAACAAAGCUUUUGGAAUUUUGCCGCUUGGCCACACUGGCAUGAAAUAAGUUUGUAAAAAAAAGCCAGCCUUCUAAGGGGGGGGGGGGGGCGGCGUAGGGUAUGGCAAACUGUUGCUUAGCAUUAUGACCUUUGACCCUAAGGCAGAGGAAUCAGAAUGAAAAUUUCCUGUUCAGGAGGAGGUGUGUGGAUCUUUGAGCGAAAACACCACGGCGUACCGGACUGCCCACAUGCAUGUGUGUGUGUGUGUAAGUGAAGAAACAGAAGGAAGUGCGACACUCUCGGCCCAUCAGAUGAGAGGGGAGAACUUAUGUGAUGGUGGGUCACUACCCGCAGUUCUGCAUACGGGAGAGGCAGUCUAUUUAGUGAAAGCAACAAACCAAUCUUCAAAAAG
Messenger RNA from Alosa alosa (allis shad), 2843 nucleotides. RefSeq names its product sorting nexin 18a (gene snx18a). Gene Ontology annotation, biological process: endocytosis; plasma membrane tubulation; mitotic cell cycle. The transcript is spliced from 2 exons. Gene Ontology annotation, cellular component: plasma membrane; cytoplasmic vesicle. Gene Ontology annotation, molecular function: protein binding; phosphatidylinositol binding. NCBI's taxonomy places the organism in Eukaryota, Metazoa, Chordata, Actinopteri, Clupeiformes, Clupeidae. The coding region runs from base 421 to 2163 and encodes 580 amino acids. The record is from RefSeq and is a predicted model, not a curated record.